AUGUUCUUAUAUACCCAUUACCUUUAUGCUUCACACUAUCAGUAUAUUGUGAAGUCAUCGUGCAAAUUUACCAAUCUGAUUCUAAGCGCCUGUGGCUGGGCACCACGGCGGCAGGUUCCGAGCGGUAAGGAGGCGAGACCAGAUCUGCGGGUAUCUUCGCCUUCUAGCCAGGGUAUUGGCUUCUGUCUCGUCAACAUGGAUAUCCAUGUGGGUAUCCAUCUCGCCUGCCUGGUGGCCGUGGUCGUCGCCGACAGCUACAAGACGCCCAUCCCGAUCCUGAAGGACGACCGCACACAGAACGCCUACGGCGAGUACACGUUCGACUUCGAGACUGGAAACGGCAUCGUCAGGAACGAGGCCGGAAAGCAGGCUGAUGGCCAGGAGUCCUCGGGAGGAUGGAGCUACACCGCUCCCGAAGGCAUCCCUAUCAAGCUGAGCUUCACCUCCGGCGUGGGCGGUUACCAGCCCGUGGGCGAUCACCUUCCCGUGGCACCAACGUCAGUGCCUCUUCCCUACGAACGUCAGGACUACUAAAUCUUUCGUGCUUUCUCUGUUCAUUCCAUAUUUUA
Penaeus indicus is the source of this 569-nucleotide messenger RNA. RefSeq names its product larval cuticle protein 1-like. The coding region runs from base 1 to 534 and encodes 177 amino acids. The transcript is spliced from 6 exons. Gene Ontology annotation, molecular function: structural constituent of chitin-based larval cuticle. Lineage: Eukaryota; Metazoa; Arthropoda; Malacostraca; Decapoda; Penaeidae. Gene Ontology annotation, cellular component: chitin-based extracellular matrix. The record is from RefSeq and is a predicted model, not a curated record.